AUGCCUAAGGUGUCACUCAAGCCCAAAACUUACAAGCCCAUCAUUGUCGACACCGGCAACAAUCUUGGCAAAAGGUGCCGUGAGAUUGCUGCCCAAGCCAAGUUAGAUGACAUUGCUGCCGCAAAACGGCUCCGCAAGCGGGAGCAAAACGCGGUGUUGAAGCAACUCUUGCCCAGCUUCGUUUCUGCGUCCAAGGAGGGCCAGGUGACCGCUUAUAUGUCUCGCGCAUCUCUGGUGUGGUUCCUCCGUUUUCCCGACCUGACAGAGGAGGAGGUGUUUGUCCAUGAAAACUUCAAGGAUGACCCAGCCUACGAAGAAUAUAUUCGAGACGCACGCCGAAAGUGGAUGCGCAAGAAGCUCUCUUGGAUGUGUGGGAGCUUCGCAACUACCGAGGAUGGACCAAAGCCCGAGAAACCCAUUUGGGUGUUAGAGUUGAACUUGGCAGCGCAGGAAAUUUUGAGCAAGUUGGAAACACCUUGGAAAUGGGACCCUGAGGCGUUGGCGGCGUUGGAGGCCAUAGAGAAGUGCUUGGCUCCAUGCGAGAGGUCCGACCGUCCAAUGAAGAGAAAGGGGAAGGCCAAGGAGAAACGUUAUGUCGUCGUGCGUGGCUCUGACGACGACGAGCGCCAGGACGUUUCUAUCCCGCAAUCUCGGACCAUCCACUUUUCCAACAAAGGACUUCACAUCCUUCAAACCCCUCUUUCCCCGCAAAAAGCUGCAUCUGCCUCUCGUCGCAGUCCGUCGCCUCAGUAUGAGUGGAAUCCAAGUACCGAGUACGACAACAUAGAAGAGCCACUCCACGAAUUGGAAGGGGAACUACUGGACCAAAUUUCAACUGUAGCUGAGAAGGUUGCAGCUAAACGCUAUCCAACCUCGGACGCCCCUUUGCGUGAAUGGGCAGGAGCUACACUUCAAGAGCCUGGCUGCCGAGAAGAAUAUCUCAUGGAAAUGUUGAGGUUAGAGGGACGGGGAGACAGGUCGACGGAAGACCAGUGCAUAUCUUGCCUCGCUGGGGGUGGCAUCUACCGUUGCGAAGAUUGUAUGGGCCGCUUGAUGGAGUGCCUUGGUUGCUGCUUGAACCGCCAUGAGCAGCUCCCUUUGCAUAUCAUCCAGGCUGGUUUCUAUCACUCCUCCUCUACUCGUUCUGAUUAG
Molecule: messenger RNA, 1152 nt
Organism: Laccaria bicolor S238N-H82
Lineage: Eukaryota; Fungi; Basidiomycota; Agaricomycetes; Agaricales; Hydnangiaceae
Exons: 5
Coding region: 1-1152 (383 amino acids)
Source: RefSeq, a predicted model, not a curated record